Anopheles funestus (African malaria mosquito) is the source of this 2945-nucleotide messenger RNA. RefSeq names its product juvenile hormone esterase-like. The coding region runs from base 77 to 1768 and encodes 563 amino acids. The transcript has 4 exons. NCBI's taxonomy places the organism in Eukaryota, Metazoa, Arthropoda, Insecta, Diptera, Culicidae. The record is from RefSeq and is a predicted model, not a curated record.
AAUAAAAUCAUCUUUAAGUGCUGACUUGUGUUUAACAGUUCACUCAUUCAUAAUCAUUCAAAACGAUCACAGCGUAAUGUGGCUCUGUGCUGCAGUGUUUAUUGUCUAUUUCUGUUCUAGCCUUGUACAGGCGGACUGUCAAGUGCAAUUCGAUGAAUUGAGAAUAGGUGCUGGAAUUCUUAAGACUACUUUCGACAAUAAGCCAUACUGUGCGUAUCUGGGCGUACGGUAUGCUGAACCACCCGUUGGUAUGCUAAGAUUUCGUCAUUCAAUUUUACAUCAUCCAAGUGGACUUGAAAAUUACACAUCUGCUGGCAGUAUAUGUCCUCAGUUUCAGAGCACACAGCUUAAGGAUCAUGUUUUAGGUGAAGAGGACUGUCUGUUUGCCAAUAUUUAUUCUUCGCGGGUUGGAGACGCUUCGAAAGUAUCCGCAACGAAAUCACACCCGGUGUUAGUGUUUGUGCAUGGUGGAAGCUAUUUAGUUGGACAUGGUGAAAAGGACAUAAACGGCGUAGAUUUGCUUAUGGACAGUGGAGUGAUUGUAGUAACAUUUAACUAUCGACUGAAUGUGCUUGGUUUUCUAAAAUCAGACGCUUCAAACAUCAGUGGGAAUUACGGAUUAAAGGAUCAAACCACCCUUCUUCGAUGGGUGCAACGGUACAUUAAGUACUUUGGAGGUGAUCCUGAUCAAGUCACACUAAUGGGUCAAAGUGCUGGAGCAAGUGCUGUAUCAACUCAUCUGUACAUACAACAAUCCCAAGGCCUCUUUCAUCGAUUGAUUGCAUUGAGUGGCUCGAUGUUGGCUCCGUGGUCAUUUAUGUACGAUUAUCAGCACUGUUCUGAUGAGUAUCUUAACGACCUCAAUGUGCACUCAUCAGAACAGUUACGAUCAUUACAUUUUAAAGAUUUUUUCAUUCAAAAUGAACCACACAAGUAUUGGUUUCCAUUUGCAUCGAUGGGAAUACCUUACUUCAUACCGGUUGAGGAGCAGGAUGAGAUACAUCAGGAAAACUUCACGGUGAAUAAACCUCAUGAAGCGGUUAUGCAUCCUCCAGCCUCUCGCGUUCCGGUGCUAUUGAGUGAAACUGCUCGAGAGUUUGAAGAUCUAGUGAAAUACUUCAAAAAGUUUAUUUUUCAUCCAAACAUUCCUCAAAAUAUGACAAAAUCCGCCGUGGAUGAUUUCAUAUCUUCUGUUGAUGACUUUGUGUCUUUAACGGUUUCCGAAGGCCACGCAAACUCUAGUGAAGAAGUGAUUCAAAACAUUGCCAGUAUUGCCAACAUGAAGUACCCGAUGCGAAGAUUAGCAAGCGAUCUUUUACAAUCAUUGGAUCCAACGACCCAUCCUAUCUACUAUCUGCGCUUUGAGUUCGAUGGACGCUUUGGAAAGGCGAAAAAUGAUUUCUACCAAAAAUAUUUAGCAGAUCCCGAGUACGGAGCGAUGCAUGGCGAUGAACUGGGCUACAUUUUUUCUCCUUAUAUCCUGGACCGUGCACUGGCAACACCUGAUGACUAUCACGAAGAGUGGAGAGUGCAUCGCAGGACUGUUGAGUUGAUAUCAAACUUCAUCAAACAUGGCAAUCCAACACCAACACGUAGCGAGUACUCCAACAUUACUUGGACAGCACUAAACGGGAACAACUCUAUGAACACGUACUUAAAUAUCGAUCAAAUGAUUGAGUUACGUGAGUUUGAAGAUGAUAGAUACUUUACUUACUGGGAAAAACUAUACAACUGUUUGUAUUACAAUGUAUGUGAUGAAAUUGUUUGAUCCAAAGGUGCUUAAUCUGAGAUGGCCUAAUACAAUUUUGUAUAUACACUCAAGCUAUUUCGGUAGAAAGGUAGAAGAUUUUACUUUAAGUUUUGCUUUCCACAUAUAGCAUUCUUCUAAAAGCUAGCCUCACACCAAACAUAUGCGUUUGUCCUGUUUCCAUGCGAGAUUCUACCCCAAUGGUAAAACCGUGUCAGGAUUCCUGAAUCCGAAGUGUUUUCAAUUUAAUCCUUCCGACAAUUUUUAUGAAACUUUUUCCCCUGUUUUCAUGCAAUGCCCAAAAAUGCUGUUCCCUAUGUGAAGUAAAGGGUUCAUCAGGGUAAAGCUUAUCCCGAUUCAAGCUACGCCCUAGUAAAACGAAAGGAGUCGAGGCUGUUAAAGAAGAUAUAACUUUUCAUUACGUAGAUGUUUCGUUUAAAAUUUAUUAUUUUAGACCCCCUACCCUCACUAGAACUACAGCCUACCUACCAUAAGCGUAGUGAAGUGCUUUUGUAGGCUGAAACUUCAGAUAAAGCAAGACAAUUUAUGUCGCCAGCAAAAGCAAAGCCGAAAAUUGUCGAAACGAUCAUCAACGGAUCGAGGUACGUUUAUCGUUUGGGGACCAAAAAUUAUUGCAAAACAUUUAAGCAUCCAAGUCCCUCACUCUACGAUUGGACGCAUUUUCGAAAACGCGUGGGAGGAACGAUGGGCUAAAUAUCUUUAUUAUCGCUAUCUUCCAUACCUGCCACGGCAAUUCAGUUAUCUGAAGUCUCUCGUAAUACGAACACUGGACACAGUUACAAAUACACAAACACACAACUUGAGAUGAUGGUUAUUCGUUCUCAUACCUUCAUCCUUUAUUGAACGUUUUUGUUUUAACAGGUGUUUCAACCAGACAACUGUUGAGAAAAUGGGAAAAAGCUGUCGGCUUAUUUGAGCAACCAUCCUUACGAUGGCUGUGAUGAAAUUAUGAAGUAAUAAUAAAAUUUAUGGUCGAAAGGCCAUCGGACGUGAACGGGUAGGUGUGGUACUCUGAAGAUCUACAUGAAAACUUGAGAUGAUAAUGGCUUUAAGUGUAAUAAAGUCAAACUGUUCAAGGGAAACCGUUUUGUCUGACACUGAAUAAAAUAUGAUCCGAUGCAUUGGUUCAUUUGUGACGCUUUAUUAGUGGAUCGGAUUUAAAGAAAGCUUUCUGAAA